AUGGCAACCGCCUCCGUUCCCGCCCUUCAGGUCACCACGGGCUCCAAAUCCACUUCACCGGCCCCACCAUCACCCGAAAACUCGUCCCCGACAUCCACAUCCCCCACCAAUGACGCCCCUGUCAUAGAACGCAUGGGCAACCGUGCUGAACUCAAGCAUACUAUGCUGAAGAAGCUACGGCCGUUGCCUUUACGACAUGAGUGGACCUUUUGGCAUGAUAAAUAUCAAGCUGAGACGGGCUCCGGGGCUUCUGGUGGGGAUCAGUAUGCUUCGCAACUGAAGGAGUUAGCGAAUAUCAGCACAAUUCAGGACUUUUGGCAAGUCUACAACAACACUGACUGGGAAUCCCUCAAACUGCGCGAUUCGUUCUUGCUAUUCAAGAAGAAUGUUAAACCGAUCUGGGAAGACCCGAGGAACAACAAGGGCGGUGCGUGGACGUUUAGGAUAUCGAAAACUAGCAAUACAUCCUUGGAGUUCUGGAAGUCUAUCUUGUUGGUGGCUAUUGGCGAGCAGUUACAGGAAGUCGUUGAAAAAGGUGAUGACAUCUGCGGCGUUUCCAUGUCUGUCCGUUUCAACUCGCAUUUGAUCUUGAUCUGGAACCGUGACGGAUCGAAUCAAAAGUCUAUCGACGCUAUCCUCGCGAAGGUUUUGGAUAGCCUGACGCCGGAAUUGAAACCCGUUCCACAGAAUUACUACUACAAGAAGCAUAGUGAACACAAGGGCUACAAAGCUUUAGAUAGCAAGUAA
Orbilia oligospora ATCC 24927 is the source of this 747-nucleotide messenger RNA. RefSeq lists its product as uncharacterized. The record is from RefSeq and is a predicted model, not a curated record. The coding region runs from base 1 to 747 and encodes 248 amino acids. Gene Ontology annotation, biological process: translational initiation. The transcript is spliced from 3 exons. Lineage: Eukaryota; Fungi; Ascomycota; Orbiliomycetes; Orbiliales; Orbiliaceae. Gene Ontology annotation, cellular component: eukaryotic translation initiation factor 4F complex. Gene Ontology annotation, molecular function: RNA 7-methylguanosine cap binding; translation initiation factor activity.